Truncatella angustata is the source of this 270-nucleotide messenger RNA. RefSeq lists its product as uncharacterized. The record is from RefSeq and is a predicted model, not a curated record. Gene Ontology annotation, biological process: mitochondrial respiratory chain complex IV assembly. The transcript has 2 exons. Gene Ontology annotation, cellular component: mitochondrion. Lineage: Eukaryota; Fungi; Ascomycota; Sordariomycetes; Amphisphaeriales; Sporocadaceae. Bases 1 to 270 code for a protein of 89 amino acids.
AUGUCCACCAAGUCCAAGCUCACCCUGCUGGGCACUUCGCUCUUUGCCGUCACUACCGUUGUCUUUGUGCACUUCCAGCAGAAGUGGGAGGGAGAUGCAAUGCACCAAGGCGUCAUCCGCGACAUGGAGCAACAGCGCAUCAAGAAGGAGCGCCAGCUCGACUUCGACAUGCAGAAGGCUCUGGAGCAGGAAUACAAGAAGGAGCAGAGCGUCCAACAAAACCUGGCCGAGUUGGAACCCCCGAAGCGCGCUCAGGGCCGAUACCACUAG